AGUUAGAGUUGGAAAACAAUCCUCUUUCGUGCAACUGUUCCUCCAAAUGGAUUCAAAGACAGAUAUCAAAGACAAAUGAUAUGCCAGAAGUGAUGGUCAAACCGCAUGAGAUUGAGAUCAAUGAGUACGAGUCGGGAGUACUGGUGUGCACAGCCUAUGGAUCUCCGCCACCAAAGGUCUCCUGGAAUAUAACCGGACUUCAGUCUAAUGUGACUCUAAAACAGACGCAAACUGUUGUCAUAGAAAAGCCAUUGCAAAGUCAUUCAAAUAAAAGCAAUUUCGAUAAUAAGAAACCAGUGAACGUUCGCAAUGUUACCAAAAUCAGUCAAACACUAUAUCUAAACGAGGCUCACGGGGCUGACAACGGCUAUGUCGUGUGCAUCGCUGAAAACAUUGUCGGCAAAAGCAGAGACUCCACUUUUCUCAGGAUAUUAUCUAUAUACACGCCUCCAAAUAUCGUGGAUAUGGAGAUCGAGAGGAGAUUUUUCUGGUGUAUUAAAUAUCGCAUUACAGGAGUGCCUCCCGUCACCAAAUCCUGGUAUUUCAAUAAUCAACCUUUAAAUAUGUCCGACACUAUCAGAGAUCUCGAAAUGGCUAAUCAAGUCAAAAAUGAUUAUGAAACCGAAGGUUGUCUGGAAAUACAGAGAGCGACUCAUGUGAACGACGGCUUAUAUACUCUAAUAGCUGUUAACUCUUUGGGACAGUUUAACCGAUCAGUUGAGGCCCAGUUUCAUAAGGACGUCAAGCAACUUAUCCGUCCGACACGACUCCCCAAAGGAUUGCCACAUCCUCCGCACCCAUCAAUCAGUGAUACAAUCACUGGAGAACCAGAGGAGACGACGCGUUCACAAAAAGUUUUGAAUUUUACUGAA
Oppiella nova is the source of this 872-nucleotide messenger RNA. The record is from the annotation of a GenBank genome assembly. NCBI's taxonomy places the organism in Eukaryota, Metazoa, Arthropoda, Arachnida, Sarcoptiformes, Oppiidae.